Messenger RNA from Etheostoma cragini (Arkansas darter), 704 nucleotides. RefSeq lists its product as uncharacterized. NCBI's taxonomy places the organism in Eukaryota, Metazoa, Chordata, Actinopteri, Perciformes, Percidae. The record is from RefSeq and is a predicted model, not a curated record. The coding region runs from base 19 to 624 and encodes 201 amino acids. The transcript is spliced from 12 exons.
CUGACCUGCAGGUGAAACAUGGCCGCCUCCUGGCUCAUCUGGGUUUUGGCGGUCGCCAUCUUGGUCUCCAUGGUGCUCCUGGCUGUCUUGUGUCUUCACUGCCGGACCAACAGCCCUCUGGUCUCCAUCAGGCAGAUGGACGCUUCAGAGGACUACAUGCCAUCAACUGGGUUCAGAGUCAUCCAUCCAUCUCAGACGAACACCAACUUUCUGUCACCUUGCUCGUAUUCUUCCCAUCCGGGAACUCAGCGUAGAGUCCCGUCCAUCGCGCCGACAGAAACCGAAAGUAAUCCAAGUUAUGAGAACCCAGCAGAAGAUCCUGAGUACAUCAACGCAGAGAGCGAUGCAGAAGACCCCGGCUACAUAAUCGUGUUGCCCGAAGGUGAGACUCCUCUGACCAAUCAGAGCCGAGCCUCCACGCCCAGUUCAGGUGUUCUCCAUGAUUAUGAAAACGUCCCAGAGAAGAGAGAGGACAGAGACUAUCUGAACGUGGAGCCGCUGCACUUUCAACCCGGAUCGACACUGGACCUGUCGGCUCAGAGCGACAGCAGCAGCGACGAUGAUGAAGAUGAUGAAGAUGAAGGGAACUACGUCAACGUGCAUGAUGGGAGUCUGGCUGACUGACCCACCGCAGUGAGCUCUUAAACUGCCAUCAGCGCUGCGCUUCUCCCCUUUAUGAUGUCACAGUGGGGUUUAUUUCAAAG